AUGCCCGUUUCUAUUUUCCAGAAGAAGGUGUCAGCGGAUUUCAGAAUCCAGCAAGAAUCCGGCAAAACACCAUGUACCAUUAAAAAGCAAGUGUUUUGGUUUGAAGCGAAUGUGAGAAAAGUUAAAAGUUCAGUAAUGAUAUUUGGGGAUGCUGAAGCAAUGGCUGGUGGUGAUAGCGUUGUGGGAUUUGCACUCAACCCAAAGACUGAAAAAGCCUUAAAAGAAUGGAUCCCAGUAAACAGUCGCCUUUUCGCUGUUCGGUUGUCCGGUUCAAUUAAGUUCAAUGCAUUUUGCUGA
Messenger RNA from Opisthorchis viverrini, 297 nucleotides. RefSeq lists its product as hypothetical. The transcript has 3 exons. The coding region runs from base 1 to 297 and encodes 98 amino acids. The record is from RefSeq and is a predicted model, not a curated record. Lineage: Eukaryota; Metazoa; Platyhelminthes; Trematoda; Opisthorchiida; Opisthorchiidae.